GCGGGCGGCGGCGGUCUUGGUUUGGUUUAUGAAUGUCGCCUAGAAACUCGAGAAAAGCACAUUGCUAAGCGUGUCCCCCUUGGCGGCUGGGACAAACAUAGAGGCUUCCCAAUCCUGUUUUUAAAGGAUUUAAUUUAAAGAAACUGGAAGAGGCCGAGCCUUCACCAAUCAUUGCCCGUAGCUUAGACCGAGCCAGUUAGAGGAGAGAAGGGUCGAUAAGAAAGCUACCUGUCUUAGCGAAAGCCAAUACACUUGGAAACCCUUCUACAGUACUGUGUGGUUAAAUGGGAUUUCUCCUCCUCUGUUUACCAGUUGUUUCGUCCGGGAUAGUGUCUGUCAAAAAUCGGGGAUGGAGGCUCCCUGUCCAGAGAUACUCUUAUCCUACCAGUAGCAACAGAGGUUUCUCGUAACUUUUAACUCUGGCAGAAAAAAAAAAAUCUCUAUUGUACGAUACAUGCCUUUGUUUUGCAGCCUCGUUGAUUUGGUAGAGAUGCCGUUGGGAUCUAUCUGAAUUUGGAAGUGAAAUGUUUAUCCAUAGAAGAUCUCAAAGUGGUAUAUAUCAUCCUCUCCCCUUGCUGCACAACAAUAUUGUGAGCCACGCUCUGAAACGAGCCCAUAAAGGAAUAUCAUAAUCCAAACGGAAUUCCUGAUAUAGCAGACUCUGUCUACAUGAAAUGCAGAUUGGUGGCCUGAGUCCUCCAAUAGCCUGCGAUAGGCAGAAUUCAAUUUACACAGACCACCGUCCAGCGACGAACAGCGGCCACCCUCCAGCAGGCAGAUGGAAACUGGACGGUCUCUGACAUCAGGAGCCCUGACGCUCGCGACGUAAGGCUGCGGUGGGGCCGAGCGAGCGUUGGCGCGACGGGCUAGGACUUCGUGCAGGGCUGCGCAUGCGCCGCCUGGUAGUGGCUGUUGGUCCAAGAAGGCUGGGGCUGCUACCUAGAAGGUGAGUAGAGCCUCGGGACGAUCGGACUAAGCUCGCGAAAGAGGGCCGUUCCCGUUCCCUUCCGGCGGGGAGCCUGGUUCUUGGGUUUGGAAGAAGGCGGGAAUACAAGGACAGGCAAGGAAUCUUUGCUUAUCAAAGGUGGAUCAGUUGCUUUUUAUUUUCCUCCUAUCUUGGGAGAAGUAGCAUCUUCCUUGCCUUUUGAUUUCUGUGUUUUGGAGGCCUUUUAACUCUUUCCAGAAUGCAGAGAUGCACUUGAUACUUUCCUUGGGGGCCUGGUGUUGUUUAUGAACAGUAAUAAAAGCCUGGGCUUGCUUGAUUUCAGACUGUCUCUUCCUAUAUUGGGGAAAGAGGUGGGCCGUGGAUCUUGGCUUUACAGUCAUCAUUAACCAAAAGAAAUGGAGGAGAAGGAGCGAUGUGAUCAAUUCAGUCUGACACUCCUAUGCUAAAUUAUCUCAAACAAUUUUUCAAGGGAAAAAUCAGAGGAGAAGAGAACAAUAUACUAAAAGCAAUUUCUUCAAGUUAAAGAAGCAAGUAGGAGAAUGGUAGAAGAAUGGUUCAAAUUUUGAAGUUGCUUUUGCAGCUAUCAAAUAAAGACAACAAUUGAAAUCAACUGCCGGUCUAUUAUUUUGCUCAAGUUGUCUAUAAAGAAAAGGGCAGUUCGCUCUUUGUUUCUUUUGUACAAAAAGAACCUUCAGAAACAUUAUCUCCAAUCUUCACAUCAACACCACUUUAAAAAAAUGAGUUGCGUACCAUGGAAAGGUGACAAAACAAAAUCGGAAUCGCCAGAAACGCCACAGGUGAUGCCAGUGCACAUUUAUCAUGAAAAACAACGCAGAGAGUUAUGUGCCCUCCAUGCUCUCAAUAAUGUCUUCCAGGACAGCAAUGCCUUUACACGAGACACAUUACAGGACAUUUUCCAGAGGCUAUCUCCCAAUACCAUGGUGACACCACACAAGAAAAGUAUGCUGGGGAAUGGGAACUAUGAUGUGAAUGUCAUCAUGGCAGCUCUUCAGACCAAAGGUUAUGAAGCAGUUUGGUGGGAUAAGCGCAGGGAUGUUAACGUGAUUGCCCUUUCCAAUGUCAUGGGUUUCAUAAUAAAUCUGCCGUCAAGCCUCUGCUGGGGACCACUGAAACUUCCUCUUAAAAGGCAACAUUGGAUCUGUGUCCGGGAAGUGGGAGGAACCUACUAUAACCUUGACUCCAAACUAAAGGUUCCUGAAUGGAUUGGUGGUGAAAGUGAGCUCAGGAAGUUUUUAAGAAACCAGCUGCAAGGAAAGAACUGUGAACUUCUGCUGGUAGUACCUGAGGAGGUAGAAGUACAUCAAAGUUGGAGAGUUGAUGCAUGACCUGCAAAAUAUCUUAUCUUUGCACUACAGUACUGGUCCUUCUCCCUUCCAACUUCUAAUGUCCUGUGAUGUGGAUAAUGAGCACUAUUCUCUCCCCAGGAACUUUCCAUUAUGAAGGUGCAAUAAGGCAGUCACAAGGUACUGUCAGGGCCAAAUCAGAUUAUUGAAGCUGGAUUUAGGGAAAGAGAUGGAAGCCAGUUUUGCAUUCUUUCAUUAUAAUGCAUAAUGAAUUAGGAAAGCGGUAUUGGAAUCCUCUCCAUUAAAUUCUGAUUAGCUUUCUUACCCAUCAUCCUAAAAUACUUUAUAUUGAAUUGUACACUACUGUCUGUAUUAGGAUGGUUUGUCUCUCCUUCAGGGGAAGUUUGAGGCCAGGCAUGUUCCCUUCAUAUCUACAACUCCCUUCUCUACCAAACUUAUGUUGAAGAAAUUUGCAAACGGUAUGGGUCUCUCAGGAAAUUUUAGAUACUCUUAGCAAUGGUCUGGUGCUUGUGGAUUCCCUUUUUAAAUAGUAAUUGUGCCAAGAAUUAGAGGACAUAUUGACAAAAUGGGACCAUAAUUCUGGAACUCCUAUUGGAGUUUGGGGUUUUUCUUUGUCAUACUUGACAUUUUUGUUGAUUUGAAUGAAAGAGUGAAUAAUUUGGGGAGAUAAUUGAUGCUUAUUUUUCAAAAACCUCAAGUAUUUUUGGUUAGUGGGUCAGGUACAGCCUCUUUUUAUUUAUCUCGUCUGUCCUGUUAAUUCAGGGAAAUAAUUCACAGAGCAGGGAAUAUAUCAACAGACUUCUUAAGGAUGAAAUCAUGACAUAAAAGGAAAUUAUAGCCAGGUUUUUGUAAGGUAGAAAAUUGCUGAAAAGGCAAAUGUUAAUUUUGUAAGCUAUUGUGGGGAACAAAUCCAAGGAUUAGAUUUUUGUUCCUAUUUCAGCUGAUAAUAGCUGAGGUUAAAAAGUUUCUAGGGAAGUUUGAUGCGGGUAGAUGAAGACUAUUUAAAACAGGUAAGCUGAGUUACAUUCUUCCAUUCCAUAUGGCAGGAAAACAUAAUCUCUCUUCUCUUUCCCACUAAAUUAGUAAAAGAGCUGAAGAUUGGCAGGAACCUUAUUAGUUUCCCCUUUCACUUCAUCUGUGCCUCAUUUAUUUUUGUCAGAAUUUACCCUGCUGCAUUUUUCAUUAAGUGUCAUUUACAUUAGUACUGAUAUAUCAAUAGGGCUUAUGUUUCCACCAUCAUCCUGAUAAGGUAAGGGCAAAAGUAACUCUUGUGACUGUAAAGGAUGCCUUUUGCUUUCUAUUCUGAGUGAAAGCGAGAUAGACACCUUUCAAUUUUGUACUUGAACUCUCCUUUCAAUCAAAUACUUUGAGGAUGACAAUGAGAUCAAGACAAAACCUGUUUAUGAUGCCUGGAUAAUUUGCAGGCCUAUACUGGGAAACUGAAUUGACUCUUCUCUGCAUGUACUACAGUCCAAACAAAAUACUUCUAGUUUAAUAGAAGCAUUCUUUUCUUCUGGACUAUACAUUCCAGUAGUAAAACCAGCUGACAUUUUUACAUAUACAUUUUUCAUAAGCAGAACAUUAGGCCUGAAGUUCUGCUUCUGACUUGAAGCCAUUUUUCUCAUGAAUUUUAAAAAUAUCAGCAGUAAAGACUAUUCUUUAUGCUGACUAAAACAGCACUUUGGAGAGAGCCUGUUUGCAUGGAAGCCAAUGGACCAGUGCAUAAUAUACAAAUACCUUUUAAAAAGUAAAGCUAUUUCUUUCCUCUCGGUAUAUUGAUGUCAUUGUUCUGCCCAUAGGGAAAGUGGUGUGAUUCAACAGCUCAGGAAAAGGGAACAUAUAAUCAUACACACUUCAGAACCAGAAUUAUGGCAUGAGAGGAGAAUAAUCAGCCCAGUCCAAUUGCUUGGGAAUAGAAAAGCCCAUGACUGUUUUCUUGCUUGUUUGGUUUUGUUAUAGCUUUGUCUUGGGUUUGUUUACAGAGAUGUAUUUUGUUUAACCAAAUAUUAAAAAUGAGAUAACCUUUCCCAAUGUGCUGAUACUUGUGUGUGAAAUUGAGCUGCUGUUUGUAAAAGGUGGAAAAAUUGUGCAUCUCAUAAAUUGACUAUAACUUACCUUACCAGUCUUUAAGAUAUUCUACCAGUGAAAAGUUCAGAAGCACACAUUAUUUUAUAAAUCUGAAAUUGGCCUAAUAAAGUUAUUGCCCUAUUAA
Messenger RNA from Crotalus tigris (Tiger rattlesnake), 4483 nucleotides. RefSeq names its product Josephin domain containing 1 (gene JOSD1). Gene Ontology annotation, biological process: protein deubiquitination. The record is from RefSeq and is a predicted model, not a curated record. Bases 1684 to 2292 code for a protein of 202 amino acids. The transcript is spliced from 7 exons. Gene Ontology annotation, molecular function: cysteine-type deubiquitinase activity. NCBI's taxonomy places the organism in Eukaryota, Metazoa, Chordata, Lepidosauria, Squamata, Viperidae.